Messenger RNA from Hermetia illucens (black soldier fly), 5987 nucleotides. RefSeq lists its product as uncharacterized. The transcript is spliced from 11 exons. NCBI's taxonomy places the organism in Eukaryota, Metazoa, Arthropoda, Insecta, Diptera, Stratiomyidae. Bases 394 to 5556 code for a protein of 1720 amino acids. The record is from RefSeq and is a predicted model, not a curated record.
UUUAAAAUGGGUCAAAAGUCGUUGAGAAUGUUCAGUAACUGAUCACGCCGGCUUAUAGCGUUCGAGUAUUUGCGAGGGAGCAGUCGUCGCGAUCGCUACUAAAUAGGAAGACCAGCUAUCAAGAAGUUCAGUAUGGAAUUAGUUGAUUAGCUAAUCGGUAUCUGCUCCUUGGUGUGAUCCCUCUCGGAUCAGGUUUCGAUAUUCGCGGUUUUAUCCAUUAGUCCAGACAGUCUAAGGUAGUGGGUUUAAUUUGUUGUGUGCGCCGGGAUCAGUGGACCGAGCCGUCGGAAAUUAAGGAUUAGUCGUAAUACAAACAGUGCCGUGCAGUGAUCUCCACGAUUUGUCUAUAUGAAUUAUCAAAAGUAAUUUUGUGAUAAAACCAAGUGAAUAAAAAUGAGAGUCCUCCUUUGGGCGGUCUGCACGGCAGUCGCCGUUUCAUUGGGGAAUUCCGCAACUGUCCCGUUGCCGGUUGAUGAGAAUGCCAUUGUUGGAAGCCCUGAGUAUCUGGAAGCUAUGGAAAAUGCUCGUAGAGCCAAAAGGAAUCCUCUUGGAAUUGGGCGUGGUCAAACCCAGACGCAGUAUAUGAAUUUCGGAGAUAAAAAUGAUGGAAAAGCCGAAGCCGAAGCCAGCGAACAGGGCUCUAGAUCUUUUGUCACUGGAACUCAUGGAAUGGGGCAAGCACAAAGUCAGUUCUCGACGGGAGAUUGUGUAUCGGAGUGCGGUUCGUCGCAGCUCAGUUACGCUCCGUAUGGAUUAGCUCCUCCUGAUCCUCUUCGUCAAAUUGGUCAACAGGACCUAAGCCGGCUAACACAAUCUGGCUUAACAGAUAGGGGACGGCAACCUGGAUCUACCAUACUAGCAGGGCGACCUGUGGGAGGAACGUUAGUAAGUGAAAGUGUACCUGGACGUGAUGGUGGAAUAGCGCACGACCAAAAUGGUCAGUCGAAAUGGUCUGGACGUCCUCUUCGACCUGAUCAGCAGGGAGUUUGGCAAUCAGGUCAACCGGGGUUAAUAACCCCACAAGUCCAAUUACAGCCUGGACAACAACAACCCGGGCAAACUAUAAAUGGGCAACAAAGGCCAGGCUUGGCGCAAAUUGGAUCACAACAGCCAGUCGCACAGCAACCAGGAUACGGCACACCCGGUGCCCAACAACCAAGCCAAUCGCAGUUGGGCACUUUGCAGCCAGGACAAAGAGGAACAGGUCAAAUAACACAGCCAGGACAACCUGGAUUAGCAGGACCUGGAGCACCGCGAGAGGAUCAUGGUGGAUGGCAACCAGGUGGUCAGCAAAUUCAACCUGGCCAAACUGGUCAAAUUACUCAGCCUGGUCAAGUCGGGCGGCCAGGCCAACCAAGCUAUCCUGGACAGGUAGAUCAGUCAGGUCAACAGCCGAGUUUUACUGGACAAAUAACUCAACCCGGGCAGACGAGGCGUCCCGGGCAGCAAAUAGGUUAUCCAGGAGGUGGGGAGCAACCUGGAAUCACAGGACAAUCAGGUCAACCGGGGCCACAAAUAGGUCAAGCAGGGUAUCCUUCUCAGCCGGGAUUGUAUCCUAAUGGACGGAGAGAUCAAACAACGUUUCAGCCUGGGCAGCCAAGUGGGCAAGUACAACCUGGUAGUCAAACUACGUGGCAAUAUGGACAGCCAGGUGGAGCAUACCCUGGAUCUCAGCCAGGGCAACAAAUAGGAUAUCCAGCAGUAUCACAGCCUGGAGAUUUUGGCCAAAUAAGAGGACCGUCUGGAGUUCAGCCCGGACAGACUGAAGGAAGGCGACCAGGAGGAUUGCAGCCAGGAGGGGUCCAACCAGACGGUGUUCCACAAGGAGGUGCUCAUCCUGGGGGAGUUCAACCGGGAGGUGCUCAUCCUGGGGGAGUUCAACCAGGAGGAGUACAACCAGGAGGAGUUCAACCAGGGGGAGUUCAACCAGGUGGAUUUCAACCAGGAAGCGUUCAACCAGGUGGUGUUCACCCCGGAGGUGUUCAACCCGGAGGAGUUCAACCAGGGGGAGUUCAGCCAGGAGGAUUUCAACCUGGAAGAGUUCAACCAGGAGGGGUUCAACCUGGAGGAGUUCAACCAGGAGGAAUUCAACCAGGAGGUGUUCAACCAGGGGGCAUCCAACCAGGUGGAUUUCAACCAGGAAUAGGACAAUUUGAUUGGCAUCGUCAGCGUGGCGCGCCUCAAGCAGGAACCAUACAAGCGGGACAACAAGCAGGUACAAUAACACAACCGCAAACCACCUGGGGGCCAUCGGGAGCAGUUCAAACUGGAACAGAAGGAGCACCCCAAACACUGCAUACAUGGAGAGGCCAUCCAGGUUCCAUACCUGGACAUCCACGAGGAGCAGACGGCAAAACCCAUAUUAUGACAGUUCCAGGGGAAGAUCAAACCGUGGUCAACGAAGGGGGUGGUCUUACCGUGUUAGUAGGUACAGGAGGUCCUCAGCAAACUAUUAUCACUGACAGACAUCCUAGCACUGGUGGACUUCAUGUUAUCCCAGGAACAAGUACAGAUGGAAGAGCGAAACAAACUGUUUACACGCAACCUGGCGGCUUGACUGUUUUAGUUGGAACUGGAGGACCAACUCAGACUGUGCAUCAUACUGGAGGAAUUGGUUUAGAAGCUGGAGGCACAACAGGAGCAGCUGCGGGAGCAGGAGGUAUAACGGGGGGAGUUGGCGGAGCAGGUGGAAGGCCUGGAGUAAUAACUAGCGGAGGCACAGCAUAUGGGCCGGGCGGCUUACAAUAUGGUCCAAUCAUUUCUGGUCAAACUACAGGUUUACCCGGUACUCCGGGUACUUAUGGCGGUCCUCUAUCUUUAUCGCAAAGACCUGGGGCUGGAGGAGAACAAUAUGGCAUAACUUCCACCGAUUUAGGACGCCAACCAGGCUUUGUGCAAUAUGGUCCUGGGGUCGGACAAGUUCAACCUGGUGGUAUACAAUACGGAAGGAUUGAUCAAUAUCCAGCAAGGCCAGGAGGAUUUACUGGUCCAAGUGGAGGAAUUCAGGGAGGAGUUGGAGGAGUCUCAGGCGUGGGAAGUGGACAACCAGAUGGUGGAAUGUUCGGAAGCGGACCUGGUGUAGGUACUCAAGGAGGCGGUCAAUAUGGAAUCGGCCCUGGUGCCGGUGCUCCGGGAACCAGCCAAUAUGGAAUUGGACCAGGUGCUGGAAUAGCUGGCCAGCCAGGAGUUCAGUCUGGAGGGAGCACUAUCACAUCUACCCAAGAUGGAAGGGGCCCGGGUAUACAAGGAACAGUUGGAUAUGGCCCAGCGCCCGGAACUAGUUUUUUGCCUAGUGGCACUUCCGCUGGUGUUAGCGGCGUUCCUUCAGGAGUUGGAGGAAUCCCGUCAGGAACAGGGGGGGCGCUAAGCCAAGUCCCUACUACAGGCACAGAGUACAUACCCGGAUCAACUGAUCAUUACCGGCCAUCAAGUGCAGGGGGUGCCAUAAGUUCAAUUGAGCAGCAGAUACCAAUUUCGGGUCCACAAGCACCUUCGGGUGGUAGAGGCCGACUUCCAUCUAUUAGUGGAGACAGAUACAUGCCAGGUGCUCAUCAUGAUGGCACAUUAGGAGGUAAUGGAAUAAGCGGAGCUGGAGGUGGAAUAAGUGGCGGUGGCAUUGGCCCAGGCGGCGCUGGAGGACUUGGAGGACUGGGAGGUUUUGAUUCAGGAGCUACCAGGCCACUAGGAGGAAUCAGUGGACCCGGCAGCGUUGGCGGAUUGUCGGUUCCAGGCGGCCUUGGUGGCGUUAGCGGAUCAGGCACUGGGAUAGGUGGUCAAGGGACACUAGGAGGCACCAGUGGUCCAAGCGGCAUUGGUGGUAUAGGAGGCCCAGGUGGAAUAAGUGGAGGUAUGGGAGUACCAGGCGGUGUGGGUGGGAUAGGAGGCGCUGGCACACCAAGUGGAGGUGGAGGAAUAAGUGGUAUAAGCGGAACGGGAGGUUUCGGUGGCCCAGGUGGAAUUACAGGAGGGCCUGGAGGUUUAACUGGAAUUGGUGGAACGACCGGAGGAAUAGGCGGAGGGCCAGGUGGUAUCGUCGGACCUGCCGGCGGUGGAUUUGGCAGCAUCGGAGGCGCAGGUGGAGCUGGUGCAAUUGGUGGAGUUGGUGGGGUUGGUGGACUUGGAGGACAAUAUGCCACUGGUGGGCAGUUAGCCCCCAGCAAUCUUGUUUCAGCCGACCUAGCAUCUGCAGGAUUAGCAGCAGGAGCCGAUGACUCAUUUUCCCAAGCAGAAUCAUCUGUCAAAAAUGGUCAAGCCUCAGCAAACGCUCAAGGGAAAAAGAAUGGUGGGACUGCGCAAACCCAAGUAACUGGAACAUAUAGUGGAGGUGGCACAUUCAGCGCAAACGCAAUGACAUCUGAUGUUGACCGUUCUGCUAGCGCCCUGGUAAGUGGGAGUGCAGAUGGUGCAAUGAGUUCAUCCCAAGGCCAAGGAGGUGUAGGUAAAUCGCAAUCACAAGUUCAAGUGAAUUCGAAAACAGGUGGGACAACUUCAUCUUCUCAAAGUAGUGGCCUAAACCAUCAAAGUCAGAGUGAAGUUCAAGCAAAUGAGAAAGGUGGCCUAGCAGAUGCUCAAUCUAGUGGUCCAGGCCAAACCUCAUCCCAAGCACAAAUAGGAUUUAAGCCACAAGAUGAUAGCAAUCCGUCCGAAGACUCCAUUUUCAAUGGUGGCGGUCAGGCAUCUGCCCAAGCUGGAUCGAUUUCAGGACAAAGUCAGUCACAAAUACAUGGAAAAUUCAACUAUGGCAUCUCCUACCACGGCGCCGCACAAUCAGCUUCAGGCACAAAAGAACAAGUAGCCAGUUACAGGGAGCAGAACAAGGUUCUUUUUCAAACCAUAAGUCAAAUGGGAGGAGCCAUAAGCUCAGGUUCGGAAUCAGCUAGUGCGGCUGCACAGUCACCCCCAGCGCUCGUGACGGAUACGUACUUGAGAUCGAGACCGUCAGAUAAGAGUAAAGAUGAUAAAACACCAGCCUCGCGACCAGCCUCAACAGAUGACGUUGAGUAUGAAGACGAACUUGAAUAUGAGGACGACGACUACUAUGAAGAGACUCCGGUGAAAGUUGAACCCAAGUCGAGCAAAACUGAAUCCGAAAGCAAGAAAGAAUCUGCCGCCGAAUCCUCAAAGACCCUGAAGAGCGACCCCAAGAGCCAAAUAUCCUAUUCACAGAAGGCCGGAGCAAGUGAUGCACAAUCUUCUAAACAUGGCAGCAGAACCAACGGCAAAACCGCAGAAAAAGUACCAACUGGCUUCCGGGGAACAGUGAAUACAGAGAAGAAGUACCACACCAGGCUUCUACCAUCCAAACAUUAUGAUAACAAGGUAGAAAGUGACGACGGUUUAAAACGCCCCGACAGCUAUGUGACCGUUACAAAAUCCGUAACGGGAAGCAUAGACAAUACGAAGAAUCCACCUCAGGAAAACAAGAAUUUCGCAUCAACUUAUUACACGAAGUCGUCCACUUGCGGCUACUUCACUUUCACGUGCAACAUCGUUUACGGAGCGAACGGACGAAGUAAAAUCUGCAGACCGAAGACACCAACGAAUGGCAAGUGCUAGCCGCACUAAGGACGCUUCCUCCUUAGGUCACCUGCCUCAUCUAGCUCAUUAGUUCUUCAAUAGACUUAAACAAAUUAUGAAGUAUGUCCUUAGCAAAUAUAUAUGUGGACUUAAGCGUGGAACUGGACGCUUAAUUUAUUGCUAUUAAUACGGUUUUCACCCUCCCAAAGUGGUCAUUGCAAAAAAAGAUCGUCUUUAUUGGUUUAUGUACUUUUAUUUGUCAUAAUAAUUUAACGCUACUGCCAUUACGAAAACUGCCAUAAAGCACAUCAAUGUUUUGCUUAUCACUUGUCAUGAGAAAUGUGAACUAGCAUUUAAUCACGCUAAUAUUAGUGGAAGGUGGUGAGAGUUUUCUAAAAACUUCGGAUGCAAUUUAAAUUCACUUUGUAUUUAAAGUAAACUGAAACAGUAAUAAAGAUAUCUAGAAUUAA